Messenger RNA from Fundulus heteroclitus (mummichog), 3264 nucleotides. It is a transcript of the gene xkr7b, whose product is annotated as XK, Kell blood group complex subunit-related family, member 7. Gene Ontology annotation, cellular component: plasma membrane. The record is from RefSeq and is a predicted model, not a curated record. NCBI's taxonomy places the organism in Eukaryota, Metazoa, Chordata, Actinopteri, Cyprinodontiformes, Fundulidae. Gene Ontology annotation, biological process: engulfment of apoptotic cell; phosphatidylserine exposure on apoptotic cell surface; apoptotic process involved in development. The transcript has 4 exons. The coding region runs from base 23 to 1867 and encodes 614 amino acids.
UUUCUCUCCUAUCCUAACCAACAUGGCCGCUAAGUCGGAUGGAGCAGCGGUGUCUGUGGAAGAUGACAACACGCCCAGGAGCCUCUCGGAGCCGGGGAACCCCGCCGCCCCGUCCCGCUGCACCGCCGCCGGUGGGAAACCCUACACCCUGCUGGACUGCUGCUGGGUGCUCUGCUCGCUGCUCGUCUUUCUCUCCGACGGAGGGACCGACCUGUGGCUGGCCGCAGUGUACUACCUGAGAGGCGAAUACUGGUGGUUCGGCUUGACUCUCGUCUUCGUCGUGGUGCCCUCCACGGUCGUGCAGGUGCUGAGUUUCAGGUGGUUCGUGUAUGACUACUCUGAGCUUAGCGGCGGGGAAGGUUCCGCCAGCGGCGGCGGGGGCUGCGCGGCGGCGGCAGGCGCGGCAGGCGCGGCAGGCGCCGAUGCCACAGCUGGCGACGGCACCUUAAGCACCAAGGACAGCGACCAACGCGGCGGGAACGCGCCGGCGGUGAACGCCGCCAACGUUACCCCGGUUUACACGUCCUCUGGGCCGGCUGCCGCGGCCGGGAGGGUGGGCUCCCCGCGGAGGUGCUGCACCAUCUCUAUGUGGGUCUUUCAAACCGUGCUUCACGUGCUGCCGCUGGGACAAGGCUGGAGAUAUAUCCACACCCUCUACCUGGGCAUCCAGAGCGUAUGGCACAGCAACGCGCCCCGUCGUCACUUCAAGUGGAGGCUGAUGUUCGAGAGCGCAGACAUUACCAUGCUUCGCCUGCUGGAGGCCUUCCUGAAGUCUGCGCCGCAGCUCGUCCUGCAGCUGAGCAUCAUGAUUCACCAAAACGGCGUCCUGCCGCCACAAGGCCUCUCGGCUUCAGCAUCUCUGGUUUCGAUGGCCUGGGUGAUCGCGUCCUACCAGAAGGUUCUCCGGGACUCGCGCGAUGACAAGCUGCCCAUGUCCUACAAGGCCGUGAUCGCCCAGAUGUUGUGGCACUUCUUCACUAUCGGAGCAAGGACCGUAGCUUUCGCCCUCUUUGCCUCUGUCUUCCAGCUCUACUUUGGCAUAUUCAUCGUCAGCCACUGGUGUGUGAUGACCUUCUGGAUUAUCCAGGGUGAGACUGACUUCUGCAUGUCCAAGUGGGAAGAAAUCAUCUACAACAUGGUUGUGGGCAUCAUCUACAUCUUCUGCUGGUUCAACGUCAAGGAAGGGCCCAGUCGCCUGCGUAUGGCUCUGUAUUACUCUGUGACACUGGCUGAGAAUGUGGCCCUCACCGCUGCCUGGUAUACCUACCGGGGCCCCCAAACUAGCGACUCAUCCGCCCUGAUAGUGGUGUGCCUGGUGGCCUGCAGCUUCGCCCUGGGAACCUUCUUCAUGUUGGUGUACUACUGCUGGCUACACCCAGACGGGCCCGUUCUGGGCUCCCAGUGGGGAGGAUGUGUAGAUGAGGGUGUCGUAGGCACAGGAGGGAUGGUGGGAGUUAUUGACGCUUGCCUUACUCCAUCCCAAGGGUCCCAAACGGAUAUGGUCAUUACCAGUCCUCCGCGGACUUUGCCCAGGACUAAAGAUAAAGACACAGGGGAGCCAGUUCCUGGGGAGCGGGACAGAGACAAGGACAGCUGCCUGCCUGUCUUCCAGGUACGCCCCUCCCCUUCCUCCUCUCCCGCCCUGCUUCACAGGACCUCCUCCACAUCCCGUGCACAAGAGGGUCCUGUGAUCAGGAUCGACCUCCCCAGAAAGCGAUACCCGGCCUGGGACGCACACUUUAUCGACCGGCGCCUCCGCAAGACCAUCCUCCUUCUGGAGACCACAUCGGCCAUCAGUCCACGGAUACAGUACAGGAGCAGCUUGAUGGGCAGCAAAGAGGUGUUGGAAUAUGAGACAACCGUUUAGGCCAGCAGGGGCUUUUAAACCACAAAGUACUGUCUGGGACCAAGGCUCACCCAGGAAUCGGUCUUCAACCCAGGAACACCUGUGCCGGGCGUUGGAUGAGAAGAAGACAGUGUCACGUGACUCAUAUCGAAAAGAGGUUGUCAAACUGCGAUUGUAAAACGUUGACCUCAAUGUGGGACCAAAGCUGCUGAAGAACAUGCAGCAGGAAUCACCUGUGGGGAGUUGAUGGAGUAACACUGAACCACAAUUGUCUCCAUUGUAGUUUCUAACAGUUUCAGCAAGAGGAACUUACACCCGGGGACCAAUAAGUGUUAGAUUUUGUUUCAACUUGGAUGGGGAGAACAACAAGGACACCAGAGACAAAAAAGCUUGAGAUAAUAAAAAAAAUAUAAAAAACUGUCUGCCACAUGAACUUUAUCCUCGGGCCACAGAGAUGGAGGAGAAAAGUGUGAAAUGUUGAAGAUCCAGAUUGUCAGAGUGUGCAUGGGACAUGCAAUGGUUUUGGUUUGGGCAGAUCACAACACCAUCGUACAGAGAGUUCCACAGCCUCUGUGAUUUGGCAUUCAAAGAUGCUGAGCCAUUGUCUGCAACCAGAUUCAUCCCAGGUUUAGCCAAGAUAAACAGACACCUCUUACCUCCAAAUUACCAAUUAAUCACUUUGGCAUGCACUAGAGAGACAGUGACUUGCAAGAACAAACGCAGACGAGCCAGAGUCGAUUUGUUGCUAGGGUCGCUUUCUUCUUUCCAUCCCAUCAUGUCCCCGAAACAUUGCAUGUGCCUCACAAAUCUUUGGCAGUUGUGCUCCUUAAAACGUUUCGUCAGUGGCGUCUAAAAGGAAAACGCAGUCGUUUACGCUGCGAUUCCCAGCAGAGCGUUGGCUUUCGUCUGAGGAAGGAUCUCAACUCAGCGUAAGCUCGGAUGGUUCAUGAAACGUGGGCCUGCAAUACAACUGAUACCGAUUCAUCCGUCCAUUCGUGCCACAAUUGCAGCCAUAGCACAAGUCUCGCUGUUUACAUCCUAGCUGCACUGUCUACCCCCAACCCAUUGGACUUGUUUGGAAAGCUGGACGAGGAUCUGAUAAAUGGAUGUACGUGAACAGCUUCUCCAAUAGCUACCAACAUAUGGCAUGCUGUAAAUUGCCAGAAACAGGUCUGUGAUGUACAGUUGAAUAAAUGCAGAUGUCCAAUACUGUAUAAGAUGUUAAAAUAAGCUGUAGUUAGGUGAUGAAUGCAUUUUGUGAGUAAGGAAGCUUCAUUUACUCGUAAGAGUCUAAAUGUUGUCCAAAGUGGUUCACUUUUUUCUAAAAAGUCAUAAUAUGUAGUAAAUGAAAGAUAUCAUGACCUAUUUCAGUAUGGUUUCUAAGGGUUUGAGUUUGAGGGCAAAAACCUAAAAAAAAA